GUAGACCCAGUGUUAGUGGGGAACGGAACCAAAAGUCCUCAGGUUGCGCGUUACACCCGGACGUAGUUGUGUGCGACAGUAACGUGGAGAUCUAUUUUCAUUUAGUCAGUAACUCCAAAAUCACUCGUUUUCAUUCAAAUGGCUGCUAAAAGCCAAAUAUGCUCAAUAUGGCUUGGAUCCGAAACUGGAAUAUUAAAAGGGGUGAGUUUAACCAAAAAGCAGGCGUUUAACUUUUGUGAGAUGAGCUGCUUGAGUCGAGAUCAGGAGGGUUGUGUGAUGGCAUGGGGAGACCCUCAAGAAUCAGAGGUGUUAGUGGGCAGUGUGAACGGCACUGUGAAAACUUUCAGCACAGAUAAGGGAAUCUUCACAGCGACCAGAGAGUGUGGAGAUCCUUCACAGGGCAGGUUCACAGGACUGGCUGUCACUGACAGUUCUUUGAUUACAUGUGUGGAGUCAGGACUGCUGAAGGUGUGGAAGGAAGGCAGUACAGAAACAGUUGAGGUAAAUGUUGGAAAUGGAAUAUGCAGAAUGCAACAGAACCCAUCACAGCGCCAUCGUGUGGCUACAGGGGGUAAAGAGAACCCGCUGAGAGUCUGGGAUCUGGAGAGACCAGAUAAGCCAAUAUUCACAGCCAAAAAUGUAGCCCAAGACUGGUUGGAUAUGCGAGUGCCUGUGUGGGUGAGAGACAUUGGCUUCAUCCCAGAUUCAGAUAAAAUAGUCACAUGCACCGGACACCAACAGGUGCGCGUGUAUGACCCCUCGACGCCUCAGAGAAGGCCGGUGUUGGAGGCUCGGUUUGGAGAGUACCCGCUCACUGCGCUCUCUCUUCCUGCCAGCCGGGGCACAGUGGUCGUGGGCAACACUCACGGGGAGCUCGCCAUCCUUGACCUCCGGAAAGGGCUUGUGUGUGGCUGUCUUAAGGGUCUGGCGGGGGCAGUGCGGGGUUUGCAGUGCCAUCCUUCCCUCCCAUUGGUGGCCUCUUGUGGUUUAGAUCGUUUUCUGAGAGUACACAGCCUGGAGGACCGUUCUUUACAGCACAAGGUAUAUCUGAAGUCACGACUCAAUUGUGUGCUGCUGUCUAGCAGAGAACUGGAGUCAUCAAGUGCUGAUGAUAGUGGAGAUGUAGAGGAGGUGAAAGCAGAGGAGGAUGAGGUUUGGGAUACCAUGGAAACAGUGACGGAGAAGACAAAAAAGAGGGCCGCCCAGAAAGACGAAGCAACUGUUACUGGAGUAGAUGGGAAAAAGAAAAGGAAACUAGUGAAAAAGUGAUGUAAAGUAAUUUCUAAUGGACAUUUUUAUCAUUUUAUAUACAGUUUAUGUCAUGUCUUGAGUAAAACUGUAUCAACAGUGGCCAAGAACAAACUUAAACCUGAGAGGCUGUUUAAUAUGGAUAUAUAAUAAUAGGUGCAGGUCAUUUUUUUGGUCCAUUAAGUGAAUUUGAACAUGAAAUAAUCUGAAAUGUGAUACUAAAAUUGCAUUUGAAAUGUCAAAACUCUGCUUAACUGGAACAAGUGAACCAGUUUAUGUAAAAACAAUUUGUCCCGUUAAUCACUUUAUUUCUAUAUUGAACAGAAUUUAAUGAAGAAUCUGUAUACCAUAAACACAGAAUCUUUCAGAAAUAUGUGUUCAUUCAUCAUUUUCUGGCUCAGUUGAAAAUGUAAUGUAACAUUAGAAGUGUGCACUUCAGAAAAUAUUUUCUACAGAAACCCCAGUUAAAAUGGUUUGGCCUGUUAUGUGUUAAAGGCUCUAAAAUACUACUUUAUAUGAAGUUAAAAUUCUUUCCCAAGGCCUAUUUAUAGUAUCCUUUUCACAAUUAAUUUGAUGUGCAUUUUACUGAGAUAAGAAUAUAAUUUUGAAUCUGUGCUGGUCUAAAGACCUUGACUUGACCGUGAAUGACCACACAUACCUGUGCUUGUGUGGGUGUGUGUAUUACACAUUGCGUUAUGCACACUUAAACACACCCUAUUCUAGCCUCUCUGAUAAGAUAAGGGACAUCUUGGUUAGCACUGAAACUGUCGACUUUGUAAAUGAGAACAUUAGUAGCUAAUGACUGAUUUGUGAAGCUGUACAUUUCAAAAACAUUACAUUUGAAAGUACUGUUCUGUUAUAACUAACGAGGAAUCACAUAAAAUUAGAAAAUAAAUUCUGUCCAAGCUUCUUGUAUGGUAAAAUGUACUUUUAGAUCUGAUUAUAGACAGUGAUGUUCAAUGAAUGAAAUGUUGUUUCCAUGUGUAAGCCAUGGCGUUUAGUGCAUCUAAUAACUAAGUGACACCUUCAACGUGACACAUACUUUACCAUGGAAACAUUUUAAAGGAGCUGAAGAGCAAAGGGCAUAAAAUAUAGAGGGGGUGAUGAAGUAUGACAACAUGAACUGAACCCUGAGACCUUGCAGGGUGGAGGGGCAGUAUUCCUGACUGCUGACUUGCACUAAAAAACCAGAAGCGUGGCUUUAUAUGCAGGACGACAGCCUCAAAAUUUCCUGUAUGGUUCUGGUAAAUUUUGAAAGCCAAAAAACAUUGCAUGUUUGUGGUUUGACCCUGUGCUCUAUAACAAGGUCGUAACCACUGGAAAGAUUUCCUUUCCUCUUGAUUUCCUCCUUUAAAGUGAGGGAAAUAGCUGAAAUUAACCCCAGAAACAACCAUCGCAUUACAUUACACAUCAUGAAAUGCAUUUAUCUUACAGGCCUGUAAUUAUUUAAGCAUUUUCCAACAGACUGAGUACAAUGUAAGAUUGUGUGUCUGUUUUUUAAUUAUUAUUAUUUUACUGUAAAUCCAGUCCCAAAACUCUUAUCACUAGAAACACAACAGAUUUCGACCCAAUUACAUCCAGACUUCCCCCUGCCUAGGGUACUAUAUUAUGUGCUUAGAUUGGAGUAUUUUGUCGUGGUACAAUUAAUUGACACGCCAUUCUUGUGUUUGACAAUCGAAAUUCUUUCACACAGUGUGCACUUCUGUGCUCUUUAACCGAACAAUGGCAAUAAUUAACCCUCUCUUAUGAGCAUUUUAUUGUCCUGUUAUAAAGCCUACUUUUUCAUUCUUUGAUCAAUGUUUAGAGUCCAUAGUCUACCGUAAUUUAUCUAUUCUAAUCAUGCAGCAUUACCUCAUGUUGUGCCAUUACCAGUAAUUAAGACGUUGACCUACAUCACACAUUUGCUGAUUUAUAAAUCAAGCCAGUGACUCACAGUAGGUGAAUAUACCAUAUGAAUAUGCAAAAAAU
Sinocyclocheilus anshuiensis is the source of this 3216-nucleotide messenger RNA. Its product is annotated as WD repeat-containing protein 74-like. Lineage: Eukaryota; Metazoa; Chordata; Actinopteri; Cypriniformes; Cyprinidae. The record is from RefSeq and is a predicted model, not a curated record. Gene Ontology annotation, biological process: ribosomal large subunit biogenesis. The coding region runs from base 139 to 1269 and encodes 376 amino acids. Gene Ontology annotation, cellular component: preribosome, large subunit precursor; nucleolus. Gene Ontology annotation, molecular function: protein binding. The transcript has 10 exons.